AGCUAAAUGCAGGUCUGGAGACAUGGGUUGCGGAUCCCUGGUAUAUACAUUGGUUUUAAGGGCACAGUUCGGUUCAUUUUUUGUAGUAAGGCAGGGGUUCUCAAACUUUUUGUGAUGACCGAGGCCUUGCAGGAGAGAAAAUUUUCCAAGAACCCCCAUUUAAUCUUCAUUCCCAUUAAAAAAUAAUUCUGCCAUUUUAAUAGAUGCCACAUGAAUUAUUUAUAUUUCAAUCACUUCAAGUCAAAGUAUGUCAGAGAAUUAAAUUCACUAACCCUAAUGUAAGUGAAGUUAUGGGCUCAGAAUGUUUGUUUUCUUGUCCUAGUUGUCCCUAUUCAUAGCCAUGCACUUUCUAAUGACACGGCAUAACUUCAUUUAUUUAUAACAAUGUUUCUUAAGGGAAGUGCGACGAUGCAGACAAGUGCAACAGUAACAGUUUGAACAAUCCGAAUGACUAUUUAUUUUGACAAAAAUAAGCGUCUAAGAAAAAUAACAAAAUAGAAUAAGAAUAAAUAAAUAAAUACGGAACAGAUCACUUCAAAGUUGUAGUGCAAUAAUACAUAAUAAGGUAAUAAGUCCAGUCUUGUGUGCGUUUUUAUCGGUCUCCCCCUGUUGUGUUUAAAAAGCUGCAUGGUAUGGGGAAGGAAUGAUCUGCUCAGUCUUUGAGUGGAGCAGCAUAGUUAUAGUAAUCUGCCACUGAAGCUACUCUUCUAUCGGGAGAUGAUGCUGUGCAUUGGAUGAGGCUGGUUACUAUAGAAAUGAAGCUUUGAUAUAAUUUACAGUGAUCAGCGUACAGCUUCAUUUACAGAUUUACUAUGCAUUGAAAAUGACAGAACACACAGACAUUAUUGUCUAAAUAGCUGGCAACACAAAUGACUCCCAAGAUAAGUUUGCCUUGUCUACAGUCAAGUAUAGUUUUGUCAGCGUCAGGGUCUGGGGCUGCAUGAGUGCUGCAUAAUGGCUGUGUGUUCAGUUUUUUCAGAGGACAGUAAUUUGCAAUUAGAGCUGACACUUUGUCAGCACUUCAUAAUAUAAAUCUGCAUUACUGCAGUUUACCUGACUGUAUGGAUUAUGUAAAAAUCAUGACGAUUGUGUGUAUUUCUAAGUAUGCAAGGUGGUGGUUAUUGUUCAGGAUUAUGGAAGGACAUCAACAGGUUAGUGAUUCUUGUGCAUAAGCUGGGCAAGGCCCACCACUUCUUGGAGUUUUACCACACUUGAGCACAGCAUACUAGUCAAACGAACUAGACUUCAGGUGUCAAACCUGCCCAAGCGUGGUACAAUUUGACUAGUGUGAGUGUGCCCUAUUGUCAGUCUGACAACAUUAAUAAAAUCUAGUAUAGUUCUAAACUUUACUACACAAGAUUCUUCAACAUAGUCAUGUACACGCAUCUAUAAAUAGUCUGUCAUUUUAUUGAAGAGACAUGUUUUGAUGGAGGCGCUCGCUACCGAAAAUAGACUCCACUGCAACGUGAACGCAGGUCUUCCUGUUCUAGUAAUGCAACGUUAAAAGCCCAGUGUAAAUCCUCACACGGUCCUAUUAAUGUGUCCUGCAAACUAGACACUGACGCCCCAGCAUGCUAAAAAAGCAACAUGGCCUCUGGGUGUCUUAGAUACAGCACAUGGUUAUUAGGGCUACUUGGAAGUCCUGCAACUAAACUCCAGUGUUAGACCGGUGUUCCCCAUUUUUGUCACCUUGCAAGGAGGGGAGACGGCUAAAUAAAGCAUCAGGUGGUGUGUGUUUGUGUGUGUGUCUACCUUGUCAUUCUUUCUCUCUCAAACACACGCACACACACGCGCGCGCACACACAAACACACACACUCAUGUGUGUGUCCCUCUCUCUCUCUCUCUCUCUCUUUCUCUCUCGCUCCCAGCCUCUCUCUCCCUUCUUUGGUGUCUCUCUACCACAUAUUCUGGACUGCAGCGCUUUGACGCACCAGACUCAUUCAGUUGGCUUGUGGUGUUGCGCGCAGCUCUCAGCCGGGCUCCUCCACGUUUCCCACACCGGUACCUGUGUCAGGCUGUGACCAAGUGUUUGGAACCAACACCUCUUAAUCAUAACCAUUUUUGGGGGGGGGAGAAAACGACGCUGCAGCCUCAUCGUUGGACGCCUGUUGUGAAUUAAUAACCAUAAGAAAGCCUUACCUGGAGUAUGUGUGUGUGACGGAGUGUGUGUGUUUCUGUGCAAGGAGGUGCACUUAAAGUGUGUUUGUGUGUGCGCGUGUGAGACGUUUCCCUGGAUCAGGACAAUAAGGUUCGAGGCUCCGAGUGGGGGUGGAUUUGGCCACUGAAUGCCGGGGACAUGUGGAAGUUUACGCCGCUCUAGCGCUGCCACAGAGCCGCUCCACCGCCUCUUCUAGAUCCCUUCUGGGGGACCCAACUUGAUCCAUCUAAACCCCAGAGGAUCCAAAUGUAAAUAUAGGACGUGAAAUUGAAGAAACGUCAAGGAGGACGGCAUCCUGCUGAGUUUGGUGAACUCUUUCAAGGAUCUUUUUUUCCUCUCUCUCGCUAUUUUCUGGUUCCCUUUUCCACUUGCCGCAAUGCUGGGAUCCCUGAACCCCGCGGGCCACGGUCGAUCUCUGGUCUCAGCGCUGGGGCUGCUGGUGGCCCUGCUGGCUCUCGCUUUGUGUGGAAGGGGCGCAGCCUCACAACCGUGCCCGACGCAGUGCUCCUGCACCGGGACUACGGUGGACUGCCACGGUCAAGGGCUCCGCAGCGUGCCCCGGAACAUACCCCGCAACACGGAGAGACUGGAUCUGAAUGCAAAUAACCUGACUAAAAUCACCAAGGCAGAUUUUGCAGGAUUAAGACACCUGCGAGUGCUGCAGCUAAUGGAGAACAAAAUCACCACAAUCGAGCGAGGAGCCUUCCAGGACCUAAAGGAGCUGGAGAGACUGCGCCUGAAUCGGAAUAACCUGGUCGUGUUUCCCGAGUUGCUAUUCCUGGGAACGACUAAGCUUCACAGACUUGAUCUCAGCGAGAAUCAGAUUCAAGGAGUGCCCAGGAAAGCUUUCAGGGGAGCUGUGGAAAUCAAGAACCUCCAGCUGGACUACAACCACAUCAGCUGUAUUGAAGAUGGAGCCUUUCGAGCGUUACGCGACCUGGAAGUACUCACCCUCAACAACAACAACAUCAGUCGCCUGUCAGUGGCCAGUUUCAACCACAUGCCCAAGCUCAGGACAUUUCGCCUGCACUCCAACAACCUUCAAUGUGACUGCCACGUCGCCUGGCUGUCCGAGUGGCUGCGGCAGCGCCCCCGUCUGGGACUUUACACACAGUGCAUGUCGCCGCCACACUUGAGGGGGCACAAUGUUGCAGAGGUGCAGAAGAAGGAGUUUGUAUGUACAGGUUACCAGACGUCAUCUUCAGCCUGCAGUGUGUUGCAAUGCCCUGAAUCGUGCACCUGCAGUAACAACAUUGUGGACUGCAGAGGGAAGGGUCUGACAGAAAUACCCACCAACCUCCCUGAAACCAUUACUGAAAUUCGACUGGAGCAGAACGCCAUCAAGGUGAUACCGGCCGGCGCCUUUUCUCCUUAUAAGAAACUAAGAAGAAUAGACUUGAGUAACAAUCAGAUAUCAGAGUUGGCUUCCGACGCCUUCCAGGGCCUGCGAUCCCUCAACUCUCUAGUCCUGUAUGGCAAUAAAAUACCGGAGAUUUCCAAAGGGCUGUUUGAGGGACUGUUUUCUCUACAACUAUUGUUGCUGAAUGCUAAUAAGAUAGCGUGUCUGCGGGUGGAUUCCUUUCAGGACCUUCACAAUCUCAACCUGCUGUCACUGUAUGACAACAAGCUACAGACAAUCGCCAAGGGAACCUUCUCAUCACUGAGGGCCAUACAGACGCUACAUUUAGCCCAAAACCCAUUCAUCUGUGACUGCCACCUGAAGUGGCUGGCAGACUACCUGCAGGACAAUCCCAUCGAGACAAGCGGCGCCCGCUGCACCAGCCCUCGGCGUCUUGCCAACAAACGAAUUGGACAAAUCAAAAGCAAGAAGUUCCGCUGCUCAGCUACAGAACAGUAUUUAAUCCCAGGAGUACACCAUGUCGGCUGUACGGAAGAUUACCGCAGUAAGCUGGGAGGAGACUGUUUCGCCGACCUGGCCUGCCCAGAGAAGUGCCGUUGCGAGGGCACUACAGUGGACUGCUCCAACCAGAAACUCACCAAAAUACCAGACCACAUCCCUCAAUACACUGCUGAACUACGUCUGAACAACAAUGAAUUCACUGUGCUCGAGGCCACGGGGAUCUUCAAAAAGUUGCCUCAGCUGAGGAAGAUUAACCUGAGUAACAACCGCAUCACUGACAUUGAGGAGGGGACGUUUGAAGGAGCUUCAGGGGUCAAUGAGCUGAUUUUGACCUCCAACAGACUGGAAAACAUACAUCACCACAUGCUGAAGGGACUCGGUGGCCUGCGCACUCUUAUGCUCCGGAGUAACCGCAUCAGCUGUGUGAGCAACAGCAGCUUUGUGGGUUUGAGCUCGGUGCGUCUGCUAUCGCUCUACGACAACCAGAUCACAUCCAUGAACCCCGGAGCCUUCGACACCCUGCACUCGCUCUCCACACUCAACCUUCUGGCCAAUCCCUUCAACUGCAACUGUCACCUGGCUUGGCUCGGCGAUUGGCUGAGAAGGAAACGCAUCGUCACGGGUAACCCUCGCUGCCAGAGUCCUUAUUUCUUGAAAGAGAUCCCCAUCCAGGAUGUGGCUGUCCAAGACUUUGCUUGUGAAGAAGGUAAUGAUGACAACAGCUGCUCUCCAGUGCUGAGGUGUCCAGCAGAGUGUUCUUGCCUUGACACGGUGGUGCGUUGCAGCAACAAGGGCCUCAGCACUCUGCCCAAAGGCCUGCCUAAGGAAACCACUGAGCUGUAUCUGGAUGGGAACCACUUCACUCAGGUUCCUGUGGAGCUCUCCGAUUACAAACACUUGACACUCAUUGAUUUGAGUAACAACCAGAUCAGCACGUUGUCCAACCACAGCCUCAGUAACAUGUCCGAGCUGCUUACCUUCAUUCUGAGCUACAACCGCCUGCGGUGCAUACCAGUGAGGGCGUUCGAUGGACUCAAGUCUCUUCGCUUGCUGUCUCUUCAUGGCAAUGAUAUAUCGGUGAUACCUGAAGGAGCUUUUAAAGACCUGUCAUCACUUUCCCACUUGGCUCUGGGCGCCAAUCCUCUCUACUGUGACUGCCACAUGCAGUGGUUGUCCGACUGGGUGAAGAGCGGCUACAAGGAGCCUGGCAUUGCCCGCUGUGCUGGGCCUGGUGAUAUGACCGACAAACUGCUGCUCACCACACCGUCCAAGAAGUUCACUUGCACAGAAGUCCCGGGGCCUUGUGGUUUUCUGGUGCCAGGCCCAGUAGACAUCAGCAUCCAGGCUAAAUGCGAUCCCUGCCUGUCCAACCCUUGCAAGAAUGACGGCACGUGCUUCAAUGACCCCGUGCACUACUACCGCUGCACCUGCCCCUAUGGAUUUAAGGGUCUGAACUGUGAGGACCCCAUCCAUGCUUGCAUCAGUAAUCCCUGUCAGAAUGGAGGAACUUGUCAUCUAAAGGAAGGCGAAGGAAGUAGUUUUUGGUGUGUGUGUCCCGAGGGCUUUGAGGGCGACGCCUGCGAGUUCAACAUUGACGACUGUGAGGACAAUGACUGUGAGAACAACUCUACUUGUGUGGAUGGAAUCAACAACUACACAUGCAUGUGCUCACCAGAAUACACAGCCGCUACCAAUGAGGUGGAGAGAGGGGAGCUAUGUGAAGAGAAACUGGAUUUCUGCGCUCCUGAAUUGAACCCGUGUCAGCACGACUCCAAGUGCAUUCUAACCCCUCAGGGGUACAAGUGUGAGUGCACUCCAGGCUACGUGGGUGAGCACUGUGAGAUGGAUUAUAACGACUGCGAUGAAAACAAGUGUCAGAAUGGCGGUCAAUGCAUUGAUGCUGUCAAUGGAUACACCUGUGUCUGUCCAGAGGGAUACAGUGGGUUGUUCUGCAACUUGUCCCCCCCUAUGGUCCUUCCUCGCACCAGCCCUUGCGACAACCACGACUGCCUCAAUGGGGCGCAGUGCGUCGUCAUGGGAACAGACCCCCGAUGCCAAUGUCUUCAAGGUUACGAGGGGGAGCGCUGCGAGACGCUCGUCAGUGUCAACUUUGUUGACCGCAAGUCCUACCUGCAGCUUCCCUCCACUCUAAUCACCCCACAGACAAACAUAAGCCUCCAGAUUGCUACAGAUGAGGACAGCGGUGUGUUAUUGUACAAGGGCGAUAAUGAUCACAUUGCUAUGGAGCUUUACAGGGGACGCCUUCGCGUCAGCUAUGAUACCGGGUCCUACCCUCCUUCUGCAAUAUACAGUGUGGAGACGGUGAACGAUGGCACUUUCCAUGCAGUGGAGUUGAUAGCAUCAGAUCAGACUCUGUCACUGUCUAUCGAUGGUGGGGCACCCAAAUCCAUCAACUCCAUCAGCAAACAGUCCACACUCAACAUAGACUCCCCACUUUACCUGGGAGGUAUGCCAGACCGUGCCUCAGCAUCCGGGGGUCUAUCUGCCUUGCAGCACAGCUCAAGCGGACGAAACGGAACCAGCUUCCACGGCUGUCUGCGUAACCUGUACAUCAACGGGAAGCUCCAGGACCUUGGAGCAGGGUUGGGGUCUGGUGCUGCAGGAGCUGCGGCAGCACAGAGCACCACUCAGCAGUGGCUGGGCCAAGGGGUGGAGCCGGGCUGCCAGCCCUGCCAGAGAGGCGCCUGCAUCCAGGGGGACUGCCACCCGACGGGGCAUCGGGGCUUUACCUGUACCUGCCACCCCGGCUGGACAGGAACGGUCUGUGACCAGCAAGUAAAUAACCCCUGUGAUGGCAACAAGUGUAUUCACGGUACCUGCCUGGCAAUCAACUCCUACUCUUACUCCUGCCGCUGCCAGUCCGGCUUUAGCGGCGUCCUCUGUGACGAGCAGGACCAGGAAGCAGUCAACCCCUGCAGCCUGUCUGACUGCAAACAUGGCAAAUGCAGAGUGUCAGGCCUGGGCAAAGCGUACUGCGAGUGUAACAGUGGAUACACCGGAGAGGCUUGCGAUAAAGAGGUGGCCUGCAGAGGGGAACGGGUCCGAGAUGUCUACCAGAGACAGCAAGGCUACGCGGCGUGCCAAACCCAGGAGAAGGUCUCCCGUCUAGUGUGUAGGGGCAGCUGCCCGGGGGCAGCAGAGGGACAAGGCACCUGCUGCAUCCCCCUCCGCAGCAAACGCCGGAAAUACACCUUCCAGUGCACCGACGGCUCCUCUUUUGUCCAGGAAGUGGAGAAGGUUGUCAAGUGUGGCUGUACAAAGUGUUCAUCAUAAAAAAAAGAAAAAGAAAACACAAAAAAAGACUUUCUCCUUGCAAGAUGUGUUUUGUGUACCUGCCCACCUUACCAGCUCCCCCUCUUCCUUUUGAGAUCCUGACAAAACCCUCCAACCGUUUUUUAAAAACCCUUUAAAAAAGAAGAAAAAAACAGAAAAAAGAAACAGCAGAGUUUCUUUCCUUGUCAGUGCUGGACUGAUGAUCAAUGCUUCCUCGUGGAGAUGUUGAAUUGUAAAGUACAAGACUUAUUUUUUAUUACCAAGUGGAGAAAAGGACAAAAAAAAGAGUUGACUUUUUCCUCGCAUCCUUUUCUUGGUCAUGAUGACUCCGAUGUUUCUUCCCAGGAGGUUCCGCAGGCCACAGGCAUCCAUCCCAAGCGUCCUUUUCUGUGAGUUGUGUCGUAAGCGUACCCUUAAAUGGUAGUAGCACAGAUUCACCACUAAGAGGAGCUGCGUCUCAACAGCGGAGAGUUCAGGCGACGAUGACCCCCCCCCCCACUGCGCUGAAGAGACUGACUACACAAUCCUCGUAGUAUUUCAAAUAGCUACUGAACAACACUCUCACCCGUAGAAGACUUAUUAUAUGUUACCUGCCAGGGUCAAUACACUAUACUCCCCAGUCAUGAGUAUUUAUUGUAUCAUAAAUACCUGUACUUAUUAAGUAGGUCCUCCCCCAUGUAUCAAGCUGAUUCUUUUAAUAUAUAUUAAUUUAUAUUUGUCUGUAUUUUUGUAUUAAAAAGGCAUAAUCUGUCAAGAUAGCUGAACUAACAUGAUGGCGUCCUUUAUUUUGGUUGAAGAGUUUUGUUUUUUGUGCUUGCCACAGACCUUAGUUACAUUUUAAUCUGCAAAUGUGACGUGAGGAUGGUGUAUAUUUUUGUCACGUUUCCUGAGAGGUUGUACUGUGCUAUUACCAGAAGGUCUUUAUAUUAGAGUAUACAAAAGACAAAAUCUUGUGAGUAGCAUUGACCCUAGAGGAUGCCUAGAACUGUUUUUACCUUUUUAACAAAGUUAUGCUUAAAGGAUACUGUGACUUUUUCUAAACGAAACUACUUUGUUAGCCCCUUGGUCUCCAGUGUUUUAACAUAUUGCUGCUAAGUUUUUGUACCGUAGACUUGGAUCCUGAUCUGUAUGUUAUAUAGAAUCUCCUGCUCCAACUGUACAGGGGCGCCUUGUGUAACAGAUAAAUAUGUCCCCCACCUCUACACGUGUGCAUUGUGCUUUAUCGAUUCCGCCUCUACCCACAGACUAAUGUCAGUUCCUUGACUGAUGUUUGUUAAUUAAAACCAAUA
Molecule: messenger RNA, 8603 nt
Organism: Dunckerocampus dactyliophorus (ringed pipefish)
Lineage: Eukaryota; Metazoa; Chordata; Actinopteri; Syngnathiformes; Syngnathidae
Gene: slit2
Product: slit homolog 2 (Drosophila)
Exons: 40
Coding region: 2536-7314 (1592 amino acids)
Biological process (GO): negative chemotaxis; retinal ganglion cell axon guidance; negative regulation of cell growth
Molecular function (GO): heparin binding; calcium ion binding; Roundabout binding
Source: RefSeq, a predicted model, not a curated record